Aspergillus versicolor CBS 583.65 is the source of this 938-nucleotide messenger RNA. Its product is annotated as histone H1/H5 family protein. Bases 192 to 749 code for a protein of 185 amino acids. Gene Ontology annotation, molecular function: nucleosomal DNA binding; structural constituent of chromatin; double-stranded DNA binding. NCBI's taxonomy places the organism in Eukaryota, Fungi, Ascomycota, Eurotiomycetes, Eurotiales, Aspergillaceae. The transcript has 7 exons. Gene Ontology annotation, cellular component: nucleosome; nucleus. Gene Ontology annotation, biological process: negative regulation of DNA recombination; nucleosome assembly; chromosome condensation. The record is from RefSeq and is a predicted model, not a curated record.
CCGGCUGCCCUAUAUAAAGCGCGCAUGCCCCGCGGCCUCCCUUCCUUUCGCUCUCGAUUCUCGACUCUUUUCUACUUCCACCAUCUCUCCACCCACACUUUCCGUCGCCUGUCGCUGAUCUCUCAGUCUCCAAGAUCUUCUCAUCUUCUUCUAACUUCCUAUUUGAUCAUCUCGUCUAUCCCUCCUUCACCAUGCCUCCCAAGAAAGCUACUUCCACCGCGGCCAAGAAGUCGUCUGCCGGCCCAACCCACGCCUCCUACCGUGAUAUGAUCAAGGUCGCCAUCCUGAAUCUGAAAGAGAGAAAUGGUAGCAGCCGUCAGUCGAUCAAGAAAUACGUCCAGGCCAACAACAAGCUUGCGCCUGCUUCCCAAAAUGCCUUUGAUAGCCAGUUCAACAAGGCGAUCAAGGUUGGUGUUGAGAAGGGUGAUUUCCUUCAGCCCAAGGGUCCCUCCGGCCCCGUGAAGCUUGCUAAGAAGGAGGCUGCUCCUAAGCCCGCUGCAAAGCCCGCUGCGAAACCCGCUGCGAAGGCGGAGAAGGCUAAGCCCAAGGCCAAGAAGUCAACCGCUGGUGUUAAGAAGUCAACCGCUAAGCCCAAGGCCAACACUGCAAAGCCUCGAAAGGCCACUACAUCUGCACCAGCUGUCGUUGACAAGCCGAAAGUCGUCAGUGUGACUAAGUCCGGUCGCAAGACCACGACGACGGCAAAGCCCGCCGAAAAGGCAACCAAGAGGACCUCUAAGAAGGCUUAGAUUUAUAGCCAUGCUUUGGAGAUUGUUUUGAGCGUCCUCUUGAUAUUUUGACUUUGGGUUUACGUGAUGCGCUUCGGGAUAUAUCUUAGGUUGUGUGCUCUUUCCUUUCUGAUGUAAUUUCUUUUGCUUGAGACUCUUUUUUGUGACGAGUCUGGGAAUUUUGUUUUCCCUUUAUUGGUUGGGCCGGCG